This is a messenger RNA of Knipowitschia caucasica, 903 nucleotides long. The record is from the annotation of a GenBank genome assembly. Lineage: Eukaryota; Metazoa; Chordata; Actinopteri; Gobiiformes; Gobiidae.
AUGACACAUGGAAUCAAGUUGGCAGUGUUCAUUAGGGGUGGGAACCUAAGGGAGCGAGAUGAGCAUCGAGGUGAUGAGAGGAGAAGGAGAAACGAGCCCACAGACGAGAGGCGGAGAGACCGGUCUCGCGACAGAGGAAGGGACCAAGACCGAUCUCGAGACCGAGAGAGGCCACAUGACCAUAAUCGUGGCCGAGAGAGGAGAGGCGACAGAGGUACGUUUGCCUCGCAGCAGGCGGAGCGACAGCAGCACGAAGAGCGGCGGCGAGAGCAGCGUCAGAGACGAGAGGAAAACCAAGAACCAGAGUUUGGUCAAACAGAGGAAAGCAACGAGGACUCUGCUCCUGCUGCCGACAAAGAAAAACCCAACUUUGAACUGUCCGGAGCUCUCACAGAAGACACCAACACCUUCAGAGGAGUCGUUAUCAAAUACAACGAACCUCCAGAAGCUCGGAUUCCUAAAAGGAGAUGGCGGCUGUACCCCUUUAAGAACGACGAGCCGCUCCCCGUCAUGUACGUCCACAGACAGAGUGCUUACCUCAUGGGGCGCCAGAGGAAAAUCGCUGAUAUCCCCAUUGACCACCCGUCCUGCUCCAAGCAGCACGCAGUCUUCCAGUACAGGCUGGUGGGGUACACGAAGAAGGACGGCACCUCCGGCCGCAGGGUGAGGCCCUACAUCAUCGACCUUGGAUCCGGCAACGGCACGUUCCUCAACAAUCAGCGCAUCGAGGCGCAGCGCUACUACGAGCUGAAGGAGAAGGACGUCCUGAAGUUUGGCUUCAGCAGCAGAGAGUACGUCCUGCUGCACGAGUUCUCCGACACCAGCGAGGUGGACGCGCCGCAGCGCGAGGAGGAAGACGAGGAUGAAGGAGUGGACGAGGCGGGCGAAGAGCCAAACGAGUGA